GGGGGCGUGGCUACGAAAGCGUCGCUAACCACCCAGCCAUCAUGCUAGCUGCAGAAGUCCCGUGUUACUAGCUUUACUAACUCAUGCAAUGACAACCUGGGCGCUUUUUCUCUGAUUGUAGUAUCGUUUUUUCUUCAUGGACACUUGGAUCUAAAAUGGAAACAACAACUUGUGCGUGAAGGUCGCGGUUUUCUUCACCAGGAGGAGAUCCUACAGGGCAGCUGUCUCCGUUAACUAGCCAGCGAGCUAGCGCGGCUAACGUUAACCGGAGCGCCCUCACACUGGCUGCCAUCACCUCCAGCACCACAGACACCAAGCCACAGGUCGGCGUUUCGACGUUGGGAAUUACUACCACCAUCAUGGAGAAGGCAGACUUCUUGAAAGGACUCCCUGUCUACAAUAAGAGCAACUUCAGCAGGUUUCAUGCGGACUCUGUAUGUAAAGCGUCUAAUCGGAGGCCCUCUGUGUAUCUUCCAACACGUGAAUACCCCUCUGAACAGAUUAUUGUAACAGAGAAAACCAACAUCCUCCUGCGUUACCUCCAUCAGCAGUGGGACAAAAAGAAUGCAGCAAAGAAAAGGGAACAGGAACAAGGUGAGGGUGACAGUCCAGCACCCCCAAGGAAGAUCGCCAGGACAGAUAGCCAAGAGAUGAAUGAGGACUCAUAAGUGUGUGUGUGUGUGUGUGUGUGUGUGUGUGUGUGUGUGUGUGUGUGUGUGUUCGGAUGUGUGUGUUUGCAUAUACAGGGUAUAGCCAAUAUAAACUACUCAAAACAAAGGAAAAACCCAUGUGUCCCACAGGUUUUCUGGCUGUUCUGCACUAUAGCAGGAUGCCUUUCCUGGCAUGAAAAUCGGAGUCAUCCAUAGAGAAUUAGGGAAAUUCCUGUCAACAAAGCAGCCUUUUUAUGGUGAUGAGAUUAUGUGCGUGACAAUUAUGUAACUAGAAAAUAUGUCAAAGUUACUGUUAGUCAUUGACACUGACAGAACAGAGCCAUUGUCAGGGAGGGAACUUUACACUGUUUGUUUGUUUUUAUUUAUGUUGGCUAUUCUCCGUAUAGGUUUGUGAACACUUAUAUGUGUGUAUGCAUGCUGAGCUGUGAGUGUGUAUUGUGUGUUGUACUGUACUGUAUGUGUGUGGUGAAUGAUUAGCUGAAAACAUGUCAGAGUAGAUUCAAGAUCAGAGAUGGACUUGACAGAUAAAGUCAGACACUACCCUUAAAAACAGUCUCAUUACUGGUACAUGAAUUGUGUAGCCUUCUGUCACCUGGAGAGACUGUCCUGAUUUGUGCAAAGAUAACUUUUUGUUACUGUUUUAAUUUUAUUGUUACUAUUAUUGUUCAUGUAUGGCAAUGAGCUUCCUGCCAGCCACAGUGCCCACCCUCAAUUUCACUGCCCACUCUGCAACCACACGGGGGCAUUGCGACGUUUCUCCACACUGUUUUGACUCAACAGAACCAAGAAUGCACUGUGAAGAACAGCACAAAGUAGAAGCAACUCUUCCAGAAUUCCCCUUAGAUGUGUGUUUAUGGUGAAUAUGCAUAUCUUCAUUCUAUUCUGGGACUUGUGCUUGUAGGAUAAAUGUUGUUUUGGUGUUUCUGAGAAAUAUUUUUUACAUCUAGCACCACCCUCUGGCUAAUCAACGCUAGUGAAAGUGGGAUUUACUCUUUUUGUUUGAGUUUUUGCUGUUCUUUCAUCAAAGGAAGUAAAAAGAAGAAAAAAGUUGCGUUUAAAUAAGGAGAUGUAAUUUUCAGUUGCACAACAAGGUAACAGCACAGAUGGUGACAAAAAAUUGUGUAUAGUAAUGUCUGGAAAAGGGAAAAAGAAUACAUUAUUAUGUGUGUAAAUAAUUGCCAGUACCAGAAUUAGUUUAUCAAAUGGAGUAUCUUUGUGUCUGCCUUUUUGUAGAAUAAUACAUGCCCAUGGAUACGAUAGAAAAUGACCCUUGUGAAAGUACAGCAAAGAGCCCCGGUGCCCAGUGGAUGCUACCUUGCCUUGCAUGUUAACGGCUGGGUAUUAUAUUCCUGAAGCGGUAAUAAAUCUUAAGGGGUGUCGCGGGUUGUGGUGUUUAUUUUGUGUGACUGUGGAAGGUAUUAGCCUAUAGGCCUUACAAAAUGUCAUCAUGGUUUGGACCCUUUUGCUUCCCCGGCUCAGGGCCCGGGAUAACUACUGUUUGCCCUGUCUUUGUGACAGACCUGGAUGGUUUUUGUCAGAGAGCUGGCUUAGGGGGGCUUUAAAGGGGUGUUUUAUUCUCAGCCAUAGAAUGCACAAUAAGCAUGCACAGCAAAGUGCAGUCGCCAUCCUGCCUUGUUCCUGAGAUUCAGUUUGUAUCGGCGUCCAAUACUGUACAACACUGAAUAAAGCUUUUUUUUUUUUUUUUAAGUAUUCUUAUCACUGCCCAGCAGAUUCAUAUCGAAGCCUCCUGUCCUUCUUGUCCUUUUUUCAGUCGAUGCUGCAAUGUGGGUUGACAGUGUGGUCAAUCAUCUCCCUACCUACAGUGUAAAUACUGUCUGUUUCUGAAGUGUAAACAUUAUGCUUCUGCUCAAAUAGACUGUUCUACAACACCCUAAGCCUUGUCCCAUCACGUGUGUUAGGUCAGAUAUGUUCUUUUUAGCUUUGCUGAAAUAAAACUGGAUUGAAACUGG
Dicentrarchus labrax (European seabass) is the source of this 2641-nucleotide messenger RNA. Its product is annotated as DET1- and DDB1-associated protein 1. The transcript is spliced from 5 exons. Gene Ontology annotation, biological process: positive regulation of proteasomal ubiquitin-dependent protein catabolic process. Lineage: Eukaryota; Metazoa; Chordata; Actinopteri; Moronidae. The record is from RefSeq and is a predicted model, not a curated record. Gene Ontology annotation, cellular component: Cul4-RING E3 ubiquitin ligase complex. The coding region runs from base 360 to 668 and encodes 102 amino acids.